GCGCUCGGUCAUCCGUUGGCGCUGCGGGGUUCUGGCUGGGGUUUUGCAGGAGGGGUUUGAGGGAUUUUAUGCUUCAGCCCUUCAAGCAGUGUUUUCCUUUGUAGGAGUCCAGUGUGAAAUCGCUGCAAAAGCAGGGAUGAUUAUACAAAGAGUAGUGCUGAAUUCAUGCCCUGGUAAGAAUGGGGUGCCAGUGCCUGAAAACUUCAGACUGGAGCAAAGUACAAUACCAGACACAGUGCAGGAGGGACAAGUACGUGUUAGAACCCUGUAUCUCUCUGUGGAUCCAUACAUGCGCUGCCGAAUGAAUGAAGAUACGGGUUCAGAUUACCUCCUGCCUUGGCAGCUCUCUGAAGUUGCUGAUGGUGGGGGCAUUGGGGUGGUGGAGGAGAGCAAGCAUAAUAACUUCGCUAAAGGAGACAUUGUCACUUCCUUCAAUUGGCCCUGGCAGACAGUGGCCAUUCUGGAUGGAAGCUUGCUACAAAAGGUUGUUCCACAACUUGUGAAUGGACACCUUUCCUACUUUCUUGGUGCGGCUGGAUUGACAGGACUGACAGCCUUGCUAGGUAUAAGAGAGAAAGGCCAUGUGACUGUGGGUGCCAAUCAGACCAUGGUGGUGAGUGGAGCAGCUGGCGCCUGCGGUUCUUUGGCUGGCCAGAUUGGCCGUCUGGACGGGUGCUCUAGAGUUGUGGGUAUUGCUGGCACAGAUGAAAAGUGCUCCAUUUUGGUCUCAGAAAUGGGGUUUGAUGCUGCUAUCAAUUACAAGAAAGGGAAUGUGGCACAGCAGCUCCGUGAACUCUGCCCAGGUGGUGUGGAUGUUUACUUUGACAAUGUUGGUGGAGAGAUCAGUGAUACAGUUAUAAACCAGAUGAAUCAGAACAGCCAUAUCAUCCUGUGUGGACAGAUUUCUCAGUAUAACAAAGAUGUGCCUUAUCCUCCUCCAUUGCCUCCUGACACAGAAAAAAUACAGAAAGAAAGAAACAUCACAAGAGAAAGAUUCUUGGUGUUGAACUACAUGGACAAACAAGAAGCUAGCGUAUCACAACUCUGUCAGUGGAUCCAAGAAGGUAAACUGAAGGUCAGAGAGACAGUGGUAGAAGGCUUAGCGAAUAUUGGUGCUGCUUUCCAGUCCAUGAUGAAUGGAGGCAAUAUUGGAAAACAGAUCGUCCUAGUUUCUAAGUAAAAGUCAUUGCUUGGGGAAAAGUAAACGAUUCUAUCCAUAGUAAUAAACAAGUUUUACUUACAGUAACUACCACCUUAAAUAUACAAUUGUUCUUUAUGUACUAAAAGCAGAUAUUUUAGGAUGCUAAGGCAAAAACCAUGCUAAUAAACUGAACAGAAUUGGAAACAGGAAUGCAA
This is a messenger RNA of Lagopus leucura (white-tailed ptarmigan), 1356 nucleotides long. RefSeq names its product prostaglandin reductase 2 (gene PTGR2). Gene Ontology annotation, molecular function: 15-oxoprostaglandin 13-reductase [NAD(P)+] activity. Gene Ontology annotation, biological process: prostaglandin metabolic process. The record is from RefSeq and is a predicted model, not a curated record. Bases 137 to 1180 code for a protein of 347 amino acids. The transcript has 10 exons. NCBI's taxonomy places the organism in Eukaryota, Metazoa, Chordata, Aves, Galliformes, Phasianidae.